Messenger RNA from Aspergillus neoniger CBS 115656, 1642 nucleotides. RefSeq lists its product as uncharacterized. The record is from RefSeq and is a predicted model, not a curated record. Lineage: Eukaryota; Fungi; Ascomycota; Eurotiomycetes; Eurotiales; Aspergillaceae. Bases 95 to 1402 code for a protein of 435 amino acids. The transcript has 2 exons.
UUUCAUUAUCACCUUUCACGCCAUCCUCACCACCACCUUACCAUCAACUUUGGUCUGAAAGAAACAAGAUCUCAAAUAAUAUAUAUUGCCGAACAUGGCUGUGCCCACCUUGGAAGGCAUCCCGGUGGAAUUGCGGAUUUCCAUCCUAUUCACCAUACCUGACCCCGGUUCGCUGUGGUCGCUAUUACGUGCAUCUCCUGUGUACUAUGAGGUCUUUGAACUAGUGAAAAAAGACCUUCUUCGGAGCCUUCUACAGAAGCACCAUGCUGGCUUGGUGGACAUGACCGAUGCAAUAGCCGCCAUCCGUACCAAAGGCUUGUACGCUUCCGAGCAAUCCAACAAAGAAAAAAUCAUCGCACUUCUUGAAAGCCGAAAUUACAGCUACAAGACCCCUCGGCCGGAAACUCCACCUGCGCAGCUUCUAGAUGAACCAACAAAUACCCAGGAGACAGUGCAGUUGCUGCUUUUACAUAACCAAGCCCUAUUAUUCUUAGAGGAUUUCUGCAGAACCAUUAGGCGACCGGUAUGGAUGGAUGAGACCAGGUGGGAGAGCGACAUCAUACCUCUGGUCUUAACAGAGACCGAGAAACGACGCAUCAUCCGUGCCUUCUAUCGGUUGCAAAUCUACGGAAAUAUCUUCGGUUCAAUCGAACGUACUGUGGAUGCGGAGCACACCUCGGAGGACAAUGAUUGGCAAGAGGAGCAAGAUGUAUUCACUGGCGGCGAGAUGUGGCGUCUGUUCUUUGGCAAUAUGAGUCCCUGGGAAGUAGAAGAAUUCAGCUGUCUAUGGGAACACUGCUGUUACCGAUACGAAUUGAUACUCCGCGAAGUAUCCGACAGCCUGGUACAGACAGGUUGCAUGUUCUUCGACGAGCUGCCAGAAGAUCAACGACCCCCACCUGGUUGCUGGUACACGGACUGUGAUGUUUUCGAAAGCCCAAUGGACAAGAGAGAGAGCCUGGCCUCGAAAGGGCCCUCACUCCUAUGCAAAAUCCUGCGGGAAAAACAAUUCCUCGCUCGCCGGAACCUGGUCCUCGUCAACGUGCGAUCAUUUAGGUUAUAUUUCUAUGACUUUGGAAUCUGGCCCAGACCAACCGACAAUGAUCAAAUGGAUCUGUUCUACCCUGCAGACAAAUUCAACUUCGGCACGGACAGGAAUGGACUUCGAAAAUUCCUGAAAUCAUUACCGCCUUUUGAGCGGCCUAACCUAGCAUGGGAGAGGAUAUGGCUUCGAGACGAUCUCAAUUUCGCCCAGGUCUUUUAUGACAUGUAUGAGUUUGGGGCUACUAAUAAGCACCGUCCGUGGCAAUACGCUUUGUGGGACGACGAGAGACUCAUCAAAUGGAAUGUACCAAUUCUCUCUGAUGACUAUCCGUUUUGGGACCCGCGGCAUGACAAUUGAUACCUUUUGUUCAUCGAUUAAUGGGCCUUCUGUUGUUUGUCGAGCAAGCCGUUGUUUUCUUUUUCUUCUGAUAGACCAAUAAUUUACAUUGAAUACUAUGUACCCUCCCACUUCUGGAUAUAAGUCAAUUGACCCAUCAAACCCCCUUUCUCUCUACCAUAUUUAGCGUGCAUUUCUUUCCAUUGAUACUUUCACAGUUUACCUCUGUUUCCAACCCACUCUAUUCAUCUACCCGCUAGC